Messenger RNA from Oreochromis aureus, 728 nucleotides. RefSeq names its product selection and upkeep of intraepithelial T-cells protein 7-like. Gene Ontology annotation, biological process: cellular response to lipopolysaccharide; T cell costimulation; cell surface receptor signaling pathway. Gene Ontology annotation, cellular component: external side of plasma membrane. Lineage: Eukaryota; Metazoa; Chordata; Actinopteri; Cichliformes; Cichlidae. The transcript is spliced from 3 exons. The record is from RefSeq and is a predicted model, not a curated record. Bases 140 to 724 code for a protein of 194 amino acids.
AUUACAUCUGCCACCCAAAUCUGUGCCCCUACCUGGCCCCCCCAACAAAAAUUUUCUAGACACGCCACUGCACGAGACCUCGAACGUCACGUGAUCAAAGACAUUUAGAACAAACGAAGCGUCGGAGUUGAAGACGGAAAUGUCUGCUGUGACUGCGUCGCUCUGCUCGACUUUGCUGUUUGUCGGCCUCUUCGUGUUUGUCUCUGCAGACCAGAAAAACAUCACCGCUGAGUCUGGACAGAAGGUCAGUCUCCCAUGUCGAACUCCAAACAACAACACAAUCAGACUUGUAAAGUGGAGUAGAAAUGACCUGAAGCCACAACAUGUCCUUUUGUACCGGGAUGGACACUUUGAACCAGCCAACCAGCAUCCAUCUUUUAAGAACCGGGUGGAACUGCAGGACAGACAGAUGAAGGAUGGAGACGUGUCUUUGAUUCUGAAGGAUGUGACGAUUAAUGACACUGGAACAUACGAGUGUCUGUUCAUCAUGAGUGGAACAAAAAAUGCCCCCAGCAUCAUCCACCUGAGUGUUGUUGAUCCUCCAGGUCAGCCAGGAGGAGACACAGAGGAUGGAGGGAAGGAGGCAGGAGGGAAGGAGGCAGGAGGACACAAAGAGGCUGUAUCUGUUGUACUGAUUGUCAGUCUGUCAGUUUCUGCUGUCCUUGUUCUUGUUGCCGCUGUUGUCAGUUAUCUGUUCUAUCAAAAACAAAGGAGUGUUUUAUAACUCA